Entrophospora candida is the source of this 415-nucleotide messenger RNA. The record is from the annotation of a GenBank genome assembly. NCBI's taxonomy places the organism in Eukaryota, Fungi, Glomeromycota, Glomeromycetes, Entrophosporales, Entrophosporaceae.
AUGGAAUCUGAAUUAGAUUUGUUGAGACAGAGAAUUACCACUUCUACACAAUUGCCUAUUCCAUCACCAAUUAAUGAUGAGGAUGAUAGCACUGAUUCUAUAAAUUUAGAACAGGAACAAAAUUCUAUCUCUCUCGAAGGUAAUCCUAAUAAUAUUUUGAAUCAUAAAUCGACAGAAGAAAAGAAAUUAGAUGAUUUUCUGAAUCGAGUGACAAAAGAAAAGGUUAGUAAUUUGAUGAGAGAUCGAAAUCAGAAAAAGAAAAUAUUACAGAGUAAUGAAGAUCCCACUUCUGAGGAUAUUACAGCUGAGGCUCAAAGUACCAUUAUUGCGGGCAAUGAACCUACAUUCUCUUCCGAAAUAGCAGAAGCUAGUACAACAGUGCUAAAAUUUCCCUAUAAUCAAAGAGUAGAACAAG